AUGCCAACCAUCCCAUCAUUCCUACGUCCAAGUUCAAAGCCCAAACAUCCCUCCCCUUCUACACCGAUUACGACAUACUACCUCUCUUCUCCCUCCUCCUCUCCAUUCGCACCACUUCGUCCAAUCCCUCCUCCACAAGGUACACCACACAUCAUCCCACCUCACAACUUGAUAUUCUCCCUUACCCACCCACCUACCGAUACUUCCAAGCCUACCGCGUUCUUUCUACAAUGUAUACCUGAUCCAAUAGGUUUCCUAUAUCAUUCAUCAACUUUUAUACAUCGUCAUCUGAAUCUCGAUGAUGGGCGUGGACCUGGAGGCGGGAUAGAAUGGAGACAUCAGUUGAUACAAUUGGUAUUAGAAGAUAAAGAUGGUUUGGCCGCUACUUCAGGAGGUAAGAUUGGAGUCAGUCUGAGAUGGAUAGAGGGGAUUAUGAACCAGGUUGAGAGAGGGGAGAAGGGGAUGGAUGGAGCUAUCAAGGAGUUUAAAGGUGUCUUACUACACGAGCUCGUCCAUACCAUUCAACAUGAUGGCCACUCCACCUGUCCAGGAUGGUUAAUAGAAUCCAUAGCAGAUCAUAUCAGACUCCCAGCUCAUCUCGGUCCAUUACACUGGAGGAAAAGUGGGUCGGGCAAAAAGGAUAAAGGUUGGGAAGAAGGUUAUGAUAUAGGUGCGAAAUUCUUAGAAUGGUUGACCUGCGAUCAAUCUCAAGAACAAGAUGAGAAAUCAUUACUUGGGAGUCGGAUACCUGUUCAUCAUGCUUUACCAACCCCUACACCCACGACUACGACCAUGACCGGGCAGGCAAUACCUACUCAGUACCCUAAUGUGUCCCAUCCAAGCGACAUACCGCAAGAGACCAACAAGGAUAAAGAGAAGAUGAAACAUAGACCAGGGCCAUAUCCCGAUUUGAUCAAAUUGAUCGAUAUGAGAUUGAAAUAUGAGAAAUGGGAUGAUAUAUGGUGGAAGGAAUUGACGGGGAUGAGUUUGGAGGAUCUGUGGGCGACUUAUCUUGAUUAUUAUGAAAGAUAA
Molecule: messenger RNA, 1032 nt
Organism: Kwoniella mangroviensis CBS 8507
Lineage: Eukaryota; Fungi; Basidiomycota; Tremellomycetes; Tremellales; Cryptococcaceae
Exons: 2
Coding region: 1-1032 (343 amino acids)
Source: RefSeq, a predicted model, not a curated record